Messenger RNA from Megachile rotundata (alfalfa leafcutting bee), 2004 nucleotides. RefSeq names its product histone-lysine N-methyltransferase SETMAR pseudogene. The record is from RefSeq and is a predicted model, not a curated record. NCBI's taxonomy places the organism in Eukaryota, Metazoa, Arthropoda, Insecta, Hymenoptera, Megachilidae.
AGUGUCGGUUCUAAGUGAAUUGGCCAAUGAGGUGAUCGUAUCGGAUGGGGAAGGUGAGUUCGAUUCGGUAAGGUUGGUAACAGUGACGACUCCAGCGACCCCCGAUACGGUGCGGGAGCGUGGGGAAACGGAAAAGGACGCUCUAUUUGCGCAGAACAACGGCCAUUUUGAAGCCGAGUGAAGUACAGUGAACAUCGUAACAGAAGAAAACAAAGAACGCGAGGACGUUAAAACAACUGAGGGUGGAAAAGACAAUCGGACGGAAGUCGCAAUCUACAAUAGCAAUAAGCAGGGCCGAGGUUACAACCAGAAGCAGACAGGAGGCGAAUAACCUGCUAAAGCGUUAUUGCAAGAGAGAAGAGAGAUUUACGACGUUCUUGCCGAGAAGAAUGAAGUACAGGAGGGGAAUAAUCUUCGAAUGGGAAGAUUCGGUGGAUGAGCUAAAGGAGGAAGCAACACCCGGAAAAGGAGACUAUGUGCUAGAGAGGAUGAGAAGGAGAAGAAUUAUUGAUGGAAAGGUGACGUAUGAGGCAAUGAGGGCAAUUAUGAUUGUCUUUAAGGGGAGCGUUCUGCCUACAAGGUUACUCAUAGGGCAGGGCCACGUGGGGAUAAAAAUCGAGCCCUUCGUGGAACCAGUGAAGCAAUGUUAUCGCUGUCUGAAGUUUGGGCAUGUGCAGGCGACGUGCAGGGAGCAAGUAAGGAAAUGUGCUGUGUGUGGGGACAAAGAACAUGGACAGUGCAAUAAAGACCCAAAAUGUGUUAAUUGUGGAGGCAGUCAUGGUUCUCUGUCAAGGGGGUGUUGGAUGUGGCAGAGGGAGGCCGCAAUUAGAAAGGUCAUGGCCUUCCGGAAUGUUGAGUUUGACACGGCAAGAGGGAUCGUAGCAAGAUCUUUGGGUGACAGAGAAGUGGAUAGAGUGGGAGGACUAGACGGAGGCGAUGACGGAGGAAGUAGAGAUUACCCGGCGUUAAUACAAAGGGGAAAAAGGGAAAUCUGUGAGGAAAAAGAAAUCCCAAUAGAGAGAGAGUUGGAGAAUGUAAGGAGAGGAAGGGAAGAGUUGAAUGGAAGCAGAGGAGGAAAUCGAGGCAGAGAAAGCUUCAGUGACGUCGUAAGGAGAGGAAGAAGCGGGGAGAGAAAAUCGACUAUCCCUGCAGGGAUGGAAUAAGAAAGGGUAGACGAGGAGGACGAAGAGGAAGAAGGAACGGUGGGCUGGAACCUAGCUCCAAAGGGAAAGAAGGGAGGUAGGCCCGCAUGCUUUAAUAGCAAAACGGACCUAAUCAAAAUAAAUAAUCGAUACGUUUGCCUGGAGUGCAAAGAAAAGACAGAAAGGAAUGGGAAGGUACUGGAAGACAUUCCCUUCCCACACGAAAUGGUGAGAGGAGAGAGAUCUGAGGAAGAUAGAGAAGAAAGGGAACGGGUGUCCUCGGGCGAAGAGGGAAAUAAGGGAGAAGAGAGAAGGGAUGAAGAGAAAAAGAAACAGAAAAACCUGGAGUUGGAGAAAAGACAAAGAAUGGAGGAGGAGGAGAUAAUGAAGGAGUUUAUUAACUUCUUACAUGAAAAAAAUAUGGAGGGAAGAUUUGAGGAAAUACUAAAGGAGAAUAGAGGGAAGAAACACAGGGCAAAAUCCCCCGAAGAAGAGGAGGACUGGAACGCGGUAGUAACCCCCCCGUUUGACAUCUAUAUUGACCCGAAGACAAGAGAAAGAGUAAGAAGGAGAGCCGAAAAAAGAAACAGAGAAGCGGAGAUAAGAAAAGUAAGGGAAGGAAAAUCCAGUGAAUGGAUAUUAUGGACGGAGAGGCAGAGGAGAGAUAAAGAAGAAAUGGAAAGAGUGUUGAAGCUUUGGAAGGAGGAAGCAAAACAGGCAGAAUCGCAGGAAGGAAGGAGGAAGGUGACGGAGAAAGGAAAUGAGUUGGUGCAAAUGGAGAAUGAAAAGAGAAAUGGGAGGAUAGAAAAAGAGCAAACAGAGGGAGUAGAGAAGGAAGAACAAACAAAAGAAAAAUGGUGAA